Strigops habroptila (Kakapo) is the source of this 7395-nucleotide messenger RNA. Its product is annotated as inositol 1,4,5-trisphosphate receptor-interacting protein-like 1. The transcript has a single exon. The coding region runs from base 2975 to 4807 and encodes 610 amino acids. Gene Ontology annotation, cellular component: membrane. NCBI's taxonomy places the organism in Eukaryota, Metazoa, Chordata, Aves, Psittaciformes, Psittacidae. The record is from RefSeq and is a predicted model, not a curated record.
GCCAAAAUCAAGGGCUUCUACAUUAUCAACAAAAAAAAAUCUGCAGACUGAAAGGAGGAGGCAUCAGAGACUGAGGAGACAGGCAGAAAUCAAAAAUCAACAGAGAGCACUGUUCUGUUAUUCAUUUCUAUGGUUUAUUAUUUGGAAAUACUAUUUUUUAACUCAGUUCAGUAUGCCCCAGAGCACAUACAUAACCAAGCAAAACCGGCCCCACUUCCACAGCAAAUUAAGAAACGUCCAUCCCUUUCCCUUUUUACCAAUGCUCUGUUUCAAAAUGUUUCAGUGCAAUCUUCAAGUGGUGUCAUCCUUCAGAGACUUCUUACCCCUCAGGUGAAAUUCAGAGAUUAAAUUCAGGUGUAAACCGGUUUAUUCUUCCAUGCUGGUAGCAUAGCUGGUAAAGAGCAUGAGAUUCAUGUCCUGUUCCCAGGUCUGACUUGUUAAGUGACUUUCAGAACCAAACUUCACCUGCCUCUGCCUUCAUUUCCCCUUCUGUAAAAUGGAAAUAACAAUACCUAAUGGUUGAAAAAGUCCCUUAUAAGAUCUCCGGGUUACUAUAACAGCAAACUGUUGUAUAAACUAAUAAUAUCAUACAGUGGAUUUCUUUAAAAGCUGAUAUUCCUUUUGCAGCCUUAUUGCACAAACCAAAAAGUACAAAUAACAUGUCCUAAUUAAGAAACUGGGUUACUUAAUAAUUUACAGGAAGACACAUUUUGGACAUAUAAAAUUAACUAAAAAAAAAAUCAUUGUCUUGACAUCAGAUUACUGCAUCUUAAGAUGCCACCCCGAGCAUCUGUCAUGAGAUGGUAUCAGCUAUCCUAAGUAUGUCAGGACAUGCCACAGAAGGUAAAGGCAAUUUUAAAAUAGCUACCAUUAAUUUCGCUGCUGAAUGAGUUUCCCAAAUUGAAUAUUGGGGACAUCCAGCACAUAAAUCAGUGCACAUUUCCAGCACACGAUUCACCUUUACAUCAGCUGGUGGCAUCUGUUUUAAGGAGAAUUGCUCUUCCCAUUAAACGGCAGCCAUUGGAACAGAGUAGCAAUGAGUCUAAUUCAGGGAAAGUGAGAACAGCAUUCCCUGACACAAAGAGGGAAGUAUGCUUAAAACAAAUCCAUUUUGAAAAAGGUAUCAGGAAGUUUACGGCCAAUGAAUUAUUUCAAAUGUAAUCAUGUCACAGAUGAACAUUUCUUUCUUCUCCAACUGUAAACCCAAUAAAUGCCAUCUGCAAUUAAAACUCAAUCAAGAGAAUCAACUUGGAUUCCUUUCUCCCAGGUUCCUCACUGCCGGCACUAACAGAAAAGCUGUGCGAGACCAAGCGAUGCCAGUGCAGCUCUACUGCUGGCUCUGAUUUAUAGUAAUUAGUCCUACAAGGAGGCGCAGGAUCCAGCUUCUCCUUCCCCGGGUCUUGUGAUUCUGCAGUGCUCACAAAGCAGGAAAGCUAUAACAACUUCUUUUUGCCGCUCAAGUCAGCAGACGUGACUUGGAGAGCACACAGUGGCCAGAUCUGCUGAGUAGGAAAGCGCCAUUUUUACACAGUCACUUCUCAGAGUAGAACCAGGCUUUCGCUGACUGGUCCAAGGUCACAGGAAUCAGUUGCAGUUGCUCCGGGAAUACAGCCCAGAAGGACCAGUGCUCCAGAACUGAAUCACAUUACAGCCCUCGCUUUUCUUCAUAUUCUUUAACAAAAUCUAUGAAGUUAAUAUCGAAGUACACCACAUAUUACAAUUUGCCCAGAAAUAAAGUGCUGAGGAAGCCAUCCCCAUACAUAUUGGAGUCUCAGCUAAAACGUGAACCAUCUGUCAGUGCCCUGUAGCUCUUGGAUAUAUUUUCCCCUGUCCUACAUACUCCACUACAAAAUCAGGCUGACAAUAAAAAAAAGCACUUGACACACCACCCCAAAGCAAGCUUACUGUUACCAAGCACUGUUCUGACAUUAAACCCUCAGCUUCUUCAUCAUCUUAAAUACAGUUUAAUAAUAAUACCCAGAUAAUACCCAGAGGGACUUUGCAAACUUCAGCUUUCUUUUGCUUCUCAAAACAUGAGAUUAAAACAAACGCUGAAUCCCUCCACCACAGGGAAGAGGGCGGUCUUUGCCAUGGGUAACGUGCAGGAUCAGGACACUUGCGUGGGACUCAGACUGUGUGUCGGAGUGAGACAGCAAUGCUCUCCAUCCAGAUGCCACCAGUGUUUUCACUGUUCCCCAUUGGGGAGAUUUUUAGGGCAGUAAAGACCACUUUCUGGAUGGUUAUGAGCAGAGAAAUAUAUAUUUUUGUGUUGGAAAUAUUCAAAUCAAUUAAGCUGAAAUCCUACAGCAGGAACCAAGUCCAGCUGUUAACAGAACCCCAAGCAGCAGGAAAACUGUGGGCUUUCCUCCUCUUCCUCCUUUUCUAGAGCAGAUAAGUGGAUCCCCUUGAAUCUGUGUGCUGGAAAAAUGUAAGGAGACACUCUGUGACCUGCAGAAGCUUCAGGGAGGCACUGAUCUCUUUGCUCUGGGGUCUGCUGAUAGGUCACAAAGGAAUGGCUUUAAGGUGUGUCAAGGGACGUUCAGAUUGGGUAGCAGGAAAAUGUUCUUCACUGAAAGGUUGGUCAAGCAGUGGAACAAGCUCCCCCCAGGAAACGGCGACGUCCCCAGGCGUGUUGGUAUUCCAGAAGCAACUGGACAAUGCUCUUGGAUGUAUAAUUUAACUUCAAGGUGUCCUGGGGUGCAGUCAGGCCUUGGACUUGACGGUCCUUGUGGGUAACUUUCAAUUCGGGAUUUUCUAUGAUUAGGAGAUAUCCAUUGGCAGGCAGAACACACUUAUUCCAAAAUACAGCACCAUGCACGCUUCUCUGAACAAAGUUGGCUGGAGCCAAGCUGUAACCAGGGCACCAGGGCAGCUGUGAGUCGCUGAACUGGGCUGGGGGCGAAGGCUGGGGCUGGGUGGCGGGCAGGCCUGUGAUGCGUCUCGGCGCCUGUGACAGCACAGGGGACGAGUCACAAUGGGGGAUGGUUAUGAGGGUGCCAGCAGGCAGCACUGCCCCAGGACGGCCUGGGCCAGCAGCGAGUGCACACACAGGGGGGAGGCUGGGCUGGACAAGGGCCGGGGCAGAAACGCGGGCCCCUGGGCGUGGGUGCUCACCCUGCAUCGAGGCCCUGGCUGCGAGCGCCUUGGGCAGGGCACGCUGCUGCUGCCACCGGGCCUGGGCGCAGGCCUUUCUCCCUCCCAGCUGCCUCGUCCCCUCUCCUGCCUGUCCCCAGCUCCCUGCGGCUCCCGUCCCCGCUCCCCCCACCACCAUCUCCCUCCCUCCCAAGCCCCACUGAAUUCCUUCUCUCUCCUGCAGGCCAUGGCUAUCACAAACCUCUUUGUCUGGGUUCUGCGAAGCGUAUUCGCAAACGUGCUCAUUGUCAGUGAUGAGCUGGAUGAACCCACACGUGAGUGCAUGCACCAGCGUUUGGAGAUGCUUAUUGAGGACACAGAUCGGCUGCUGCAGAAGCUGGACCAGAUGAUCCACAAGCAGAAACGUGCGACCUGGAGAGCCCUGCUCUUUGCUGCCUUGCGGCACUGGCAAUUCUGGGCGAUUGCUGGCAUCCUGAUCCUCCUGAUUGUUGGGCUCUGCUGGUGCUUCAGGAAAAGGAGCCAUGAGGCGGGCAGCAGCAGGGAAGAGGAGGAAGACAGUGAAGGAGAAGAUGCUGCUGAGGCGACAGAUUUGGGCACAUACAUUGCAAUGCGCAACAAGUGGUCAGCUGAUGAACUGUGGAACCGGAGUGAGUUGGUGCACGCACUGGUGGAAAGCCUCCUCAUUGCUUGCCAAUGGUCCAAUUCCGUAUCAAACGGUUUCUUCCCGGAGCUGGGACCAGCCAUCGGGGUGGGCAGCGCCUUUGAUUACUGGAGUUCCCGGGAAGAUGAGCCUGUCUACUGCCAGCUCGUGCGCCUGAAGCCCCCCCGUGGGCACGCCUUCUGCCUGGAGCCGCACAUCGUGGCAAAGGAGUCCCGCAUCCGUGUCGAGCUGCAGUGCACAUGCACUACUCAGGAGACGGUGGGGCCCAUGCUGUGCUUCCUCCACGACCCCGAGGAGGAGCUCAGGAAGAAGCAGAAGCCCAGCCUCCUACACACCCUCUGCACCGGCUCCUAUCUAGAUGUGCAGAAAACUGCUUGCUGGUUGCAGGAUUUGGUGAGCGAAAGCACGGCAAGCAUGCGCCUCCUACGUUUACGGUACUACGUUCUGACCGUGCUGCCCUCCAGCCGCUCUUGCAAAGUGCAGAUUAGAGAUGUCUUUGGGAGAACCAUGCUUGUUGAGAUGAUGUUUGGCAUGCAGCUAGGCGACUCAGACAUCUUCAUGAGCAGCCAGCCUACAGAGGACAUCUUCACCCCAAGCACAAUGUGGACACUGAGCUGCACCUGGGCAGAGGCGAAGUUCUUGUGGCUGAUGUUCGAUCAGACCCCAGAUGACAGCUUGCUCAGCUGCCUGCAACUCUGCACCCGCAUGGUGGCAGGCACAGGCUUUUCCAGCUACACCUUGAAGACGGUGGUGAUGCACCUCCUGACCACCACACCCCUGUCAGGCUGGCGCAGGAGGCAUUUCCUACUGCGGCUGGAUGACAUCAUGCGGUACCUGCGCUGCUGCUUGGAGGAGAAACGCCUCAACCACUUCUUCUUCGGUAAUGAGAAGAUUCCUGAGGAGAUUGUCGUGCCCCCAGCCUUGCAAAGAGCGGAGCCACUCAACCUCUUCCAGCAUCUGGUGCAGGAUCCGGCUGCCCACGAGCAGGCAAUGCGGGACUUCGAGGAGCUGCAACAUCGGCUUACAACACAGCUCUUCUUCUCGGGGCACUGAAAGUGGUCUUCACGCACAGAGCCGUGUUUGCAGAGUUCACAGCUAAGGACAUCGGAAAGGAACCUGGCAACAGAGAUUCCUGUUACUACCUGGACAGUGAGCUCCCUUCCUCUUCGAGAGAGUCCAUUCCCUCUGGGGGCUUUCCCCUGUGCAAAGAUGCCAAUAAAUCUCUUGUGUCACAUCGAAACAAACACUGCGUCUGUGAGGGUGUAGCCUAUGGAAAGGGCUCUGGGGGCUGUGCUUGAUGGUCAGCUCCACAGAAUCGCAGAUUCGUAGAAGAGUUACUCUUGGAAAGGACCUUAAGAUAAGCUAGUUCCAACCCCUCUGCCACGGGCAGGAACGCCUCACCCUAGACCAUGUCACCCAAGGCUCUGUCCAACCCGGCCUUGAACACUGCCAUGGAUGGAGCAUUUACCACUACUUUGGGCAACCUGUUCCAGUGCCUCACCACCCCCAGAGGAAAGAGCUUCUUCCUUAUAUGUAACCUGAACUUCCCCUGUUUUAGUCUGAAUGCAUUACCCCUUGACCUAUCGCUACAGUCCUUGAUGAGGAGUCCCUCUCCAGCAUCCCUGCGUGCCCCCCUCAGAUAUUGGAAGAGUGCUAUGAGGGCACCAUGCAGCCUUCUCUUCUCCAGGCUGAACAGCCUCAACUUCCUCAGCCUGUCUUCACGCGGGAGGUGUUCCGGCCCCCUUAUCAUCCUUGCGGUCUGAAGCACAAAACCAAAAACAUCAACAUACCAGUUACUUCAGUAAUAAUGAAUCUUGGAAUGGACUUCUAAGAAAAGCGGGUGUCAACUACAGAACUUAUCUGAAGUCAUAGGUCAGGUUUCCUAUUCUCACUGAAAAUAAAUUUCAGGAACGAAUACACAGCUACUUGAAAUGUUGCAUAAUGACGUGAAAAUGUGAACAAAGGUGCCAUAAAACCUAAUAAUGUGUGCCUUAUGACAACGUACUGUUGCACGCAAACUCACAGAAGAGGCUAUUUCCAACACUCUCGCAACAGCAAUGCGGAAACUCAAGUCAAAAUUACACAAGAAUUACUUCCUCCUCCCACAAUUCCAUAAAUCGCAUUCCCUAGAUAGCGACGGUUCCUGUAAGGGAACACCUUGAAGUGUGAAUUGUAGGAGCAAUUUCAAUAAAUCCUGCAUUUAAGGGCAACAUUACUGACACUUGGCCCAGAGACACAAGUUAUAAUAUUGACCCUGUAUUCAUAUGCCGCUCUUAUUCUUUGCACCAAAUGGAAAUACUAGCCAGAGAGAAUUAACUUCACAUCAGUAUUAGCUGGCUUCUUAGCAAGUUACAAAGUCUCUCCAUCAAAAUGUGACUUUGCAAGUAGAAUCAUAGAAUAGUUUGGGUUGGAAGGGACCUCCAAAGGUCAUCUAGUCCAACCCCCCUGCAGUGAGCAGGGACAUCUGCAACUAGAUCAGGUCGCUCAGAACCACCUCCAGCCUGGCCAUGAACGUCUCCAGGUAUGGCACAUCUACCACCCCUUUGGGCAACCUGCUCCAGUAUUUUACCACUCUCACUCUAAUUUCUGACAACCAGUUUUGCAUGGGAGUGCUUUAUCUGAGACAUGUUUUUUUUCCUGUAAGGGAAUUAGAUUAAAAAAAACAAAACAACCAACAAACAAAACCAAAACCAAAUCACUCAAUCUUCCGGCAAUUUCAUCAGACAAUUUUAUCGAUAGUAGAAAAGGAUUAUGCAGAAGUUCAAGAUUAGUUAGUAAACUGUGUUAUGGAAGCACAGUGAAGAAGUACUCCAGACAAACCAGGUUCAUCACGUUUUAUAGCAGAACCUUAACCUUUAUUCUAUCUGAAUUGAAGCAGUAUAGAAUCACCUUCCCAAACAUUUCCCAUUAGAACUAAGCAAGAAGUAGGUUCAUAUUUUUUUCCAAAAAGACCGAUUAAGCAGAGCAGAUAAUAAAUUUCUUCUGAGUGUAGAGAAAACAAGUUACAGAGUUAUCUGCCAGCAGGCUGUAGUUCUGAAUAUCCAUUAUACAUUCCUAAAUCAAAGUAACGAAACGCAAACAUAGGCGUGCAUAAUAGCCAUUAAUGGCUUGUCCACGGUCAUAUGGUGUGUCCAAAAGAGAGGAAGAAUGAUGAUAUAGAUGUCCUGAUUUCACUUACAAACUGAAGAUCAAAGACAGUGGGAAAAAUAACCCUGCUGUAGGACCUGAACCUCAGCACCACUGAAUUUCUCCUGCAAGAACACAGCCAGGCAGCCACCUGCAAAAUCCUUUUGUGUUUUAGAAUCAUAGAAUAGUUAGGGUUGGACAGGACCUUAAGAUACCUAGUUCCAACCCUCCAGCCACGGCACGGAUGCCUCACCCUUGACCAUGUGGCCCACGGCUCUGUCCAUCCUGGCCUCGAACACUGCCAGCGAUGGAGCAUUUACCACUUCUUUGGGCAACCUGUUCCAGUGCCUCACCGCCCCCGCAGUAAAGAACUUCUUCCUUAUAUCUAACCUGAUAUCUUAGUCAACGAGACAGCAGCCUUUGUUGAAUAUCGCACCUCUGACACCUCUCAAUGUACUCAGAAAAGAGCCGCAGAAGGCUUGAGUAACUAACAUCCAAGCAUCACUUACCUGAAA